AAUGAAGCUUUUACAAUCAACAAAGCAGACAAUGCACGAGAGCGAAGUGCUUGAUUAAAGUGGGAGUGCGCGCUCUUGCAGCGUAGACAGACUGUUACGCCCUCUUAACAUUGUCAUAGCCACAUUUACUUCGGUAAACUUCCUCAAAUAUGCCGUUAAGCCAUUAACUUCCUCUCUGAGGGGUGAACACACUCACGUCCUACAGACUUCAACAACUAACUUCCACAGCAGCGGGAUCACGGUCCUCAAGAGCAUCUGAUAUGUUUGACUGCUGAAGUGGAGUGGUCACCUUUGUAUCAUGCAGAGCAUCAAGUGUGUGGUGGUGGGGGACGGAGCGGUCGGAAAAACCUGCCUGCUCAUCUCGUACACGACCGGCGCGUUCCCCAAAGAGUACAUUCCCACCGUGUUCGACAACUACAGCUCCCAAGUCACUGUGGACGGCCGCACCAUCAGCCUCAACCUGUGGGACACAGCAGGCCAGGAGGAGUACGACCGCCUUCGCACGCUGUCCUACCCUCAGACCAACGUCUUCAUCAUCUGCUUCUCCAUCUCCAGCCCCCCGUCCUAUGAGAACGUCAAGCACAAGUGGCACCCAGAGGUGACGCACCACUGUCCCAGCGUGCCCAUCCUGCUGGUUGGGACCAAGAGCGAUCUCCGCAACGACGCAGAUGUGCUGAAGAAGCUUAAGGAGCAGAACCAGGCGCCCAUCACGCUCCAGCAGGGCCACGCUCUGGCUCGCCAAAUCCACGCCGUCAAGUACCUGGAGUGUUCGGCACUCAGCCAGGACGGCAUCAAGGACGUGUUUGCAGACGCAGUGCGUGCCUUCCUCAGUCCUCAACCUGUGGCUGCAAAGAAGCCCUGUAUACUCCUCUGAAAACACAGAGAGCAUAGAGCACUCCAGGGUGGGGCUUCAGAACCUUUUUAGAAAACAAGGCACUUUCUUCACUUGAUGACUGAUUUGGGAACAGCUUGUGUCUUUUUGAUUAGCACAAUCCUCAAUGAGCCAUUAACGUAAAGGAAGGAAGCUUCCAAUUGGCCAAAGUUUCAGUUAAGCUUGUAGAUUUCAAGGCUCAGGGAUUCAUUAACAAGCUCUUUUACCUUCAUAUGUUUGGUUCAGAUGAAUGUAUGACUUUACAGUGCCUUCCUAUAUACAGUAUAUUUUUAGCAUUUUUUUUUCUAUAAUGUUUAGCCUUUUAGCAUUAGAUCAAAUGUUUGCCAAAAGUCAAGAAGAUCAUAUUGUGGCUCAUUAAGGACAGCUUUCUGAAUACUAUGCUGAAGCUCUCAAGUCUCCUUAAUACAUUCACAGCAAACAGAGAAACACUUCAUUGUGCAUCAGUCAUAUGUCAUAGCAUGUGUUGCUCAGUCUGUAUGUGUGCUUUUGGCCAUUAAUGUAUGAGAAAUCCCAAAGUCAUGUGAAAGCAAUACUUUUCAAACAUUGAAUAAUUCAGCUGAGAUUUGUGUGGAUGCUACAGGUCAGUCUCAUGAAACAGGACCCUCACAGAUCAGUCUUGUUUCAUUAAAGAAAUACAAAUGUAUCAGCAUCUCACAUUUUUCAUUCCUGCUGAAAACAGAGGACAUCAUUUACUCUUUGAUGGACUUCCAGAUUCCAAAAUCUCCAUAUCUUGCCUCAGCUUCUUGAAUCAUUCUUUUUAUUUAUUUUAUUUUUCAUUUUAUUGUUUGUCUUGUAUGCCUCACUAAACAGUGACAUUGUGACAUCCUUUAAACCUUUAAAAGGUCAUUUCCCCAAGCCAAUUUUAUGUAAAAUAUUUAUCGAUUUGUAAUUUGUGCAAAUGAAUUACAUUUUUUGUUUUGCGUUUUGAUCACAAUUUGUAUCCUAAUAAAAUUUAAACAGCUUUAUUUUAGCAUCCUACUACA
Molecule: messenger RNA, 1875 nt
Organism: Labeo rohita (rohu)
Lineage: Eukaryota; Metazoa; Chordata; Actinopteri; Cypriniformes; Cyprinidae
Gene: rhogb
Product: ras homolog family member Gb
Exons: 3
Coding region: 299-874 (191 amino acids)
Biological process (GO): cortical cytoskeleton organization; regulation of cell shape; small GTPase-mediated signal transduction
Cellular component (GO): cytoplasmic vesicle; cell cortex; cytoskeleton
Molecular function (GO): GTP binding; protein kinase binding; GTPase activity
Source: RefSeq, a predicted model, not a curated record